AUGUCUUCCAAGCAAAUUAACAUUUUCUUAACUGGUGCAACUGGUUAUAUCGGUGGUAGCAUUUUAACUGGUCUUCUUCAACAUCCAAAUGUUUCAAAUUUCAAAAUAACUGCUCUAAUUCGUGGUGAUGAAAGUCGAGUGAAUAAAAUUGCAUCACUUGGUGUUAUUCCAUUAAUUGGUACAAAUGAAUCACAUGAUAUUCUUGAGAAAGCAGCAAGUGAAUCACAUGUUGUUAUUCAUACAUCAAAUUCUGCUGAUGAUAUUCCAUCAGUUAAAUCUAUUCUUAGUGGUUUAAAUAAACGAACACAAGCAAAUGGAAAACCAGUUAUUUAUAUUCAUACAAGUGGUACUGCUGUUAUUUCUGAAGAUGUUCGUGGUAAAAAAGGAUCAAAUUCAAUUUAUAGUGAUCUUGAUCCAAAUAAAAUUAAUAGUAUAGCUGAUGAUCAAUGGCAUCGUGAUGUUGAUUUGUUAAUAAUUAAUGCAGCACAAGCUAAUCCUUUAUUGAAGAGUGUUAUCGUUCUUCCACCUGCUAUUUAUGGUAUUGGUACAGGAUUAUUUCAUCGAGAUUCUGAAACAAUUGGAUCAUUAAUUCGAGCUGCUUUAAAACGUGGCAAAAUAGAAAUGAUAGGACCAGGUGAAUCAAAAUGGGGUUAUAGUCAUAUUGGUGAUUUAGUUGAUGCAUAUAUUCUUCUUCUUGAUCAACUUCUUGCUGUUUAUGGACCUAAUGCAAAAUCUGAUGUAAAAUCUAGUCCGUAUUUAACUACAGGACGUGAAGGUUAUUAUUUUACUGUAGAUGGACAAGUUUCAGGAAAAGAAGUAUCAGAAAAAAUUGGUGAAAUUCUUUAUAAGAGAGGUAUUCUUCAGUCACCUACUGUUACAAGUUUUCCAGAUGAUGAAAUAGAAAGUGCAUUAUUUGGUCCAUUUAGUUGGGUUUUAGGAUGUCAAUCAAAUUCAAAAGCCGAACGAUUAGAUAAACUAGGAUGGAAACCUCAUCGACCUAAUAUGAUCGAUUGUAUUGAAGAACAAGUUGAUGCUAUACUCAAUGAUACGAAGAAUAAAACACUCAUUCAAUAUACGUACACUAAAAAAAACAAUUCAUAA
Molecule: messenger RNA, 1101 nt
Organism: Adineta steineri
Lineage: Eukaryota; Metazoa; Rotifera; Eurotatoria; Adinetida; Adinetidae
Source: the annotation of a GenBank genome assembly